UGCCUGGUCCUCGUCAGCAUCCUGGUUGACGUUUGCGUCAGCAUUUUGGAAACCCAAGUUCUGUAGGAAGCCCAGGUGUCAGGGUGACACUUCCCUUAAGCCCCAAGAGAGUGAGACACGAACCAGGAAACAGGAGCCCGUGUGUUCCCUGCUCUGAGCGGGGCUCCGGGGGGGUCCGCGGGGAGGGGAGGCCCCCAGAGGACCCCCUGUGUCUGCCUGCGGGUCCGUGCAGCUGGGCGGGCCACUGCGCUGCUUCUCAAUAGCCCUUGUCACGUGCCGUGUAUCACCCUCCUGGGCAAACACUGGAGUCAGUGAAGAUCCAGUUCCCGCCCCCGACACGCUGGCUGCCAAAAGGGGACGGCCCCUCCCUUCAGCCUUCCCCAGACAGACCGCAGAGCCUCGGAGCAGACGGCUGUCCCGGCGCUGGGAGCGGCCCGGGCGGGCGGCAUGGCUCUGUGCUGGAUGUGCAGGAGCCAGGCCAGGUGCCGCCGGACGCCUGGCCCCAGGCCCUCUGCCUUCUGGGCACGCAGAGCCUGAGGGUCCCCACAGGCCAUGCAGCUGUGCCAAGGUGCCCCGGGCAUGGCCACGGCAGAGGUGCCCGGCUACCUCGUGUCCCCGCAGGCUGAGAAGCACCGGCGGGCCCGCAACUGGACGGACGCCGAGAUGCGCGGCCUCAUGCUCGUCUGGGAGGAGUUCUUCGACGAGCUGAAGCAGACCAAGCGCAACGCCAAGGUGUACGAGAAGAUGGCCAGCAAGCUGCUGGAGAUGACGGGCGAGCGCCGGCUGGGCGAGGAGAUCAAGAUCAAGAUCACCAACAUGACCUUCCAGUAUAGGAAAUUAAAAUGCAUGACAGAUAGCGAGUCCGUCCCGCCCGACUGGCCCUAUUACCUAGCCAUUGAUAGGAUUCUGGCCAAGGCCCCCGAGUCCUGUGAUGGCAAACUGCCGGACGGCCAGCAGCCGGGGCCCUCCACGUCCCAGACCGAGGCGUCCCUGUCACCGUCUGCUAAGUCCACCCCUCUGUACUUACCGUAUACCCAGUGCUCCUACGAAGGCCGCUUCCAGGACGACGGCUCCGACAGCUCCUCCAGCUUACUGUCCCUUAAGUUCAGGUCGGAGGAGCGGCCCGUGAAGAAGCGCAAGGGCCAAGGUGGCCACCUGCAGAGGAAGAAGCUGCGGCUGCUGGAGGCCCUGCUGGAGGAGCAGCGCCGGCUGAGCCGCGCCCUGGAGGAGACAUGCCGCGAGGUGCGCCGCGCGCUGGACCAGCACAGCGUCUUGCAGGCCCAGAGCCUGCAGCUGCAAGAGCGAAUGAUGAGUCUGCUGGAGCGCAUCAUCGCCAAGUCCGGCGUCUAGGCCGCCCGGGCCCCGCCCCCAGCCUGGGCCACGCCCCGGAACGGCCCCGCCUCUGGCCUGGGCCCCGCCCCCGGAACAGCUCCGGCCUGGGCCACGCCCCCGGAACGGCCUCGCCCCGCCCCCGCGGCCGCUCCCGGCCCCCACGUAAAGCCCUUCCCUGGACACCAGGCCCAGGGACUCCGGGUCACUGCAGGGCGGCUCCCCAGCAAGAACGCUUGGAAUCUACCCUCCGCUAUUGUCAGUGUCGACGGUACUGGAAGCGGCUUUUGACGUUAAUCGUGUGCUUUUCACAACUUCCUGGGAGCAGGGCUCACGGCUGGGCGUGGAGGGAGGCGCCGGCCGUGGGCAGGUGGAGGCGGCUCCGUGGCAGGUAUGCCCCCAGGUGCGCCCUCGCUGGACCUGCAUUGGCCGCGAGACCCCAGGGGGCCGCACCGCCUCAAUGGCCUUUUAUCUACCACCCCACCCCCACUCCGAGAUGUGGGGCCUCUGGACCCCCAUUAGCAACAGCUCAAUAAAAACGGUGAUCCUGCCCAUGCACCCCACCCUGUGCCAUCUGUCAGCUCGGGACAGGUGGGAGAGCCCGCUGACCUCAGGAGCUGACGCAUGGCGGGGCGGGAAGCGACUGGGUGGAGGCGCCGACUAGCAGCAGAUUGUGAAGGCGCUGGGAGGGCAGGGCUGCCUCCAGGGCCCUGAGGGGCUGGACACACAGCUGGGGCCCCAGGGAGGCGACAGCCACCCCAGGGGGAGAUGCCUUCCCAGGAGAGACAGAGGCUAGGGUGGGGCGCAGGGUCUACAGGCCAGAAAGCCUGUCCAGAGCACCCCACCCCCAGUUCCUCCUGAGUCACUGGACCACUGCUGAAGGGAGGCCCCCAGGGGAGCUGAGAGCCGAGCUUGGUUCAGUCUCACUCAGGACACAGCCUGAGUCGCAGCCACUCCGUAGCUCUGAGGGCACUGUGCAAAUGGUGCAGAGGAAACACUUCCAUGUGAUUUUCAGCUCAGGCAGGCGUCUCGUGAGAAGCAGCAAGUCACGAAGAACAGACGGCUCGGCCGCUGGCUGUGGCUUCGCCCUGUAGGGACAGCGGGGUCAUUCACACUCUUGCCCAGAGAAAACCUGGGCAAGAAAACCUGUCUGAGGGCCUGCUUGUUUGCACAGAGGGUCCAUCACAGUCCUUGGUCCCCUGCCCCUGGUGCUCUCUGGGUCCGUGUGGCUCUGCCCGGGAUCUUUCAUGGAAUGUCUGCUUCACCCGGGACGGGCAAGUCACUGCCCCAAUCAGCAGGGUUGAGGGGACGAAGGGACUGGGGUUAGUGGCAGGUGACUGUCUAGACCUGCUCCCUCUGGUGUUUCGGGGGCAGGGCCCUGCUCGGGGGCUGCUGCAGAACCCCUGGUGUGGCGGCCAUCAGCGCACCUGACCGUCCUGCGGCCCUUGAGGGCAGCCAGGCAGUGCCCAGGACUCAUCUCGUGUCAGACUCCGGGUCCCCCUGGGGGUUCAGAGGCCAGCCCGAAGCCUGCCCCUGGAAGGGAGGGGCUGGGUGGAGCUGGGCUGACAGAGCGCCCCACCGGGGACCCCCCGCCCCGUCCACCCCUAGAGAGCUCGAGCUGUGGACUCUGGACCCUCCUGCCUGGGGCUGGACCGGGCUGCUGGGUGAGGAGUGGAGCCCUGCUGUGUGAACCAGCUGCCCAGUGCGUGCGGCGGUGCCCGCGCCUGCUUCCUGCACCCGCGCCUGCUUCCCGCACCCGCCCGCCGCAGCGGUUGGCCUGGAGGCACCCCGGGUCCAGCGCCGGCGUCCAGGGCUGCCCGGCGAAUUUCUAGUUCUUAGUCAAGACACCCGGAGAAGGCAAUGGCACCCCAUUCUAGUCCUCUUGCCUGGAAAAUCCCAUGGGCAGAGGAACCUGGAAG
This is a messenger RNA of Capra hircus (goat), 3248 nucleotides long. It is a transcript of the gene MSANTD1, whose product is annotated as Myb/SANT DNA binding domain containing 1. Gene Ontology annotation, cellular component: nuclear body. The coding region runs from base 553 to 1350 and encodes 265 amino acids. The transcript is spliced from 5 exons. Lineage: Eukaryota; Metazoa; Chordata; Mammalia; Artiodactyla; Bovidae. Gene Ontology annotation, biological process: positive regulation of DNA-templated transcription. The record is from RefSeq and is a predicted model, not a curated record.